GGCGGCAGCGCGCGCCCGGCCGGGGCCCCCCCACACCGGCCACGGACCCGCGCGGCGCGACCCCGCUCCUGGGGGCGUGAGUGGGGGGGGGGAAAGCAACCACAGAGCGGAUUAUAUCGCGAUAUAUCUAUUUUUAAAUUGGUUUUCGGUGGGUUUCGCGGCCCCGCAUGGCGGCGCGGGGCGGCCGGCGUGGGCUGCCCGGGAUGUCCCCGGUCACCACGUUGGCGUUGGACAUGGACAACCUGGUGGGGCUGGGCAGCCACUGGGACACCCCAAAGCGGGGGCUGCCCUUCCAGAGCCAGCAGUCCCGCCUGUCCCCGGAGCCGAUGGCCUCAGGUUCCUCCCGGGACUCUGUCUCCUCCGAGUCCUCGGAUGCGGGAGUGGGGCUGGACUCCCCCACGCAGGAGGACCCUCCGGUGCUGGAGGAAGCCUUCGACAAAGCGAUCCUGGAGUCCGGGAGAGUUCUCAAAGACAAUAAGCUCCUUAUCCGGAGGAUCCCCUCGCUGCCGCUGCAGCUCCUGGGGGCCAGCCCUGUCCUGAGGAACAUCUCCCACUCCCGGGAGUUCAACAGCUGCCAGGCCAGCGAGCAGAGGGGCCGGAGGGAGCCCGAGGACAAGGAAGGGUUUGUCUUCAAGAAGCCGCAGCGGCCGGGUCAGCGCAGCCGGCUGCCCGCUGGCGAUGGGGCUGCGGGGAGGGAUGCCUUUGCCCAGAGACCCAGCUCUGCACCCAGCCUGCUGUUUGACACCCCUGAGAAGGAAAACUUCUCCCAGGGCGAGAGCCCCAUCAUACUCCGCCGGUGCUCCUUAACCUCCUCCAUGUCUGAGGAGGAAGAUGAUGGCUUCAUAGAGAUCCUGGAUGAGGAAGAGAUGAAGCAGAGCGAUGCCGACAUGCCGCAGGGGAUGGAGAACCUGCUGACCGCGCCACUGGUGAGGAAGGAGGAGGCAGAGCCGCGUCCCGCAAAGCGCAGCAAGUGCCGGCAGCUCUUCCGCUCGCCCUCGAUGCCCAGCAGCAUCAUCAGGCCCAUCCUGAAGCGGAUAGACCGGCCCCAGGACAGGGACACCCCCGUCAAAACCAAGCGGCGGAGGAGCGUGGCCGGUACCCCUGGCGAGGAGGCGGCGGAGCCGAAAGCGCGGCUGCUGCGCUCCAGGUCCUUCUGCCAGGAGGAGAUCGAGAACCUGCUGGCCAGCGACCACCGGGAACUCAUCGGGGACUUCUCCAAGGCUUACCUCCUGCAGACGGUGGAGGGGAAGCACCAGGACCUGAAGUACAUUUCCCCCGAAAUGAUGGUGGCGGUGCUGACGGGGCAGUUCAGCAGCCUCAUCGAGAGCUGCGUGAUCGUGGACUGCAGGUACCCCUACGAGUACGAGGGAGGCCACAUCAAGGGCGCAGUCAACCUGCCGAUGGAGCAGGACGUGGAGGAGUUCCUGCUGAAGAAGCCCAUUGUGCCCUUCGACGCCAGCAAGAGGGUGAUCGUCAUCUUCCACUGCGAGUUCUCCUCUGAGAGGGGACCCAGGAUGUGCCGGUUCGUCAGGGAGAAGGACCGAGCCUGUAACGAGUACCCCCACCUCCACUACCCAGAGCUCUACGUCUUGAAGGGGGGGUACCGGGAGUUCUUCCCCCAGUACCAGACCCACUGCGAGCCCCAGGACUACCGCCCCAUGCACCACGAGGACUUCAAGGAGGACCUGCGCAAAUUCCGCCUGAAGAGCCGCACCUGGGCGGGCGAGCGCAGCAAGCGGGAGCUCUACAGCCGCCUCAAGAACUUCUGAUGCCUCUGGAGGGGGACGUGGGACCCCCUGCAGCCCCCCACCCACCCCGGGCUGCCAUCAGGCAACGUCUCCCAGCCCAAAACCCGGCCCUCUCCUCUGCCGGGUGUCUUGUACGACAUCACUGAACUCAGCAGGGGUGUAGGGGGGGUGGUGGUUGUGGUUUUACCCCCUUUUUACCCUAAAAACAGGGUAAAAGGUUUUACGCUUUACCUUAAAUGGUAGCUGUGGGCUGUGGCGGGGAGUGGGGGCUGCCUGGGGCUGCUCCCUCCAUCCCAGGCCAAGUCACUGCCACGUUCAGCCUUCCUUUGGAGGGGGGCAGAGCCGUGGUGGGUGCAGGCUGCCUCCCCCAGCCCCCCCACUCUGGGGUGUGGGGCUCAGGGACUGGGGGGCAGCUCCCCCCUCUCCAAACCAUUACUCCAGCCCCUUCCCCUUGCACCCUGAGCCCUGUUGAGGGGGCAGGGAGUGGUGGGUACCCCCCUGCGUGAGGACUGGGAGCUCCCCAGGAGAACUGGGGGCCCCUGGUGGGGCUUAAUGGGCAGAACUGUUGUAGAAAAAGCACUUAAACCUCCUUUGCCGCAGGACCCUUACCCCUCUCGGCUUGGGGGGGGUGCCUGGGGGUGGGGGGGCCCUGGGCGCAUGCCCCAUUGUGUGAUUGUUUCCCGGGGUCAGGCUGUACCCGGCCUUUGGGUUGUUUUUACGGUGUCUUUGUUACACCCCCAUUAAUAAUUCUGUCAGGAGGGAGAGCAAA
Molecule: messenger RNA, 2517 nt
Organism: Phalacrocorax carbo (great cormorant)
Lineage: Eukaryota; Metazoa; Chordata; Aves; Suliformes; Phalacrocoracidae
Source: RefSeq, a predicted model, not a curated record